AUGGUAACAAAGACUGUGAAGUGUUGGUACUGCAGUAAGAGGCAUGCUUCUUUAGUUCAGCUAAGAGGGAAUGUUUUUGAUUCUCUCAGCUGUUUGACCAACAACAACCUGCCAGAUAAGAUUUAGCCAAAACUAUUAGUAUCAAUACAUGUGAAUGUGGAACCCCAAAUGAUUAUAAGCACACCGCAAAGAUUGACCAAUUCAGGAAGUGUUCUGAUUGGAAAUUCAUAUACCACAGUGCCAGCCAUGGUCACUCAGACACAUAUAACAGAAGCCACUGGCUGGGUCCCAGGGGACAGAAAACGAACUCGAGAUUUUAUGGAAACAGAUUUUUCAGAAAGUAAAAGAAGCAAGAAAGGAGAUAAGAACGGCAAGGGUCUAAGGCAUUUUUCAAUGAAAGUGUGUGAAAAGGUCCAGCGUAAAGGAACAACAUCAUAUAAUGAAGUUGCAGAUGAGCUGGUAUCAGAAUUUACAAAUUGUAAUACCCUCUUAGCUACAGGUUCAGCUUAUGACCAGAAGAAUAUUAGACGUAGAGUUUAUGAUGCACUCAAUGUGUUAAUGGCAAUGAACAUUAUUUCAAAGGAGAAAAAAGAAAUCAGAUGGAUAGGUCUUCCUACGAACUCAGCUCAAGAAUGUCAAAAUCUGGAGAUUGAGAAACAGCGACGUAUAGAACGAAUAAAACAGAAGAGAGCUCAGCUGCAAGAGCUUCUACUGCAGCAAAUUACUUUCAAGAAUUUGGUACAAAGAAAUCAACAAAAUGAACAGGAGGAUCAGAGCCCUCCAGCUUUGAACUCUACCAUCAAGCUGCCUUUUCUCAUAAUAAACACAAACAAAAGAACAAUUAUAGAUUGCAGCAUCUCUCCUGAUAAAUUUGAAUACCUCUUUAAGUUUGAUAAUACCUUUGAGAUCCAUGAUGACACUGAAGUUUUGAAGAGAAUGGGAAUGUCAUUUGGUCUAGAGGCAGGCAGAUGCUCAUCAGAAGAUCUAAGAGCUGCUAAAUCCCUGGUGCCAAAAGCUUUCAAAAGCUAUGUCACAGACAUGUCUGCAGGAAUUUCUUGGGUGAACAAGGGGCUAGUUUUCAGUUCUUCUCAAGCAGGUUUACCUUUUGAUAUAGUGGGUGAUGUUCCUAUUUCUAAAUCAAGUGGAAAUCCAGGGCUGUGUCUGGAUGCUGAAGUGGCCCUAGCAACAGGACACCUUGUGGCCCCCAGCAGUCAGCAGUCCAGCGGUGCAACAUCACACUACUCAGAGUCACGUGGUGAAACCCCAUGUUCAUUCAAUGAUGAGGAUGAGGACGAGGAUGAAGACGACCCCUCUUCACCAGAAUGA
This is a messenger RNA of Euleptes europaea (tarantolino), 1326 nucleotides long. RefSeq names its product transcription factor Dp-2 (gene TFDP2). Gene Ontology annotation, molecular function: DNA-binding transcription factor activity, RNA polymerase II-specific; RNA polymerase II transcription regulatory region sequence-specific DNA binding. The record is from RefSeq and is a predicted model, not a curated record. The transcript has 11 exons. Gene Ontology annotation, biological process: regulation of transcription by RNA polymerase II; regulation of cell cycle. Gene Ontology annotation, cellular component: nucleus; transcription regulator complex. NCBI's taxonomy places the organism in Eukaryota, Metazoa, Chordata, Lepidosauria, Squamata, Sphaerodactylidae.